Molecule: messenger RNA, 622 nt
Organism: Aegilops tauschii subsp. strangulata
Lineage: Eukaryota; Viridiplantae; Streptophyta; Magnoliopsida; Poales; Poaceae
Source: RefSeq, a predicted model, not a curated record
AAGCUACCUAACCAAGAAAGAAGAGCAGCAGAGCCGUGUUUAAUCAACCGUGAGCUCGAUCCCUUCCUCGUCAUCUCAUCAAGGUCGACCAAUGGCGUUUCUGGGAGGACCAUUGCGCAUGACGAGGAGCAUCGGCGGCUGGAAGAUGAUGGAGGGGAAGAGCCACGGCGGGUCAGGGUCUGGGCGGCAAGCGCCGGCGCCCAUGAGGCAGCUCUUCUGGAGAGUGAGGCGCGCCAUGCUGCGGCCGAAGUGCCGUGCCCUGAGUUUCGGGUACGACCUCAAGAGCUACUCCCAAAACUUCGAUGACGGCCUCGUCACUGCCCACCGCCUCUAGGUAGCCACACCCGCAGGGUCUUCUACUUCUUCUUCUCAAUUUUACUUGCCGCCUGGCCGGACCAUCACCCGAGGCUGGAGAGUUUGAAGCGUCGUCACCUUGUGAUCUGCUCCUCCUCUAGUUCAGCUACGAGUGUAUAUUAGACAGUAUUGUUCAUAUACAAGUUGCUUACUGUUAAAAGUCUGAAACCGCGAAUGAAAUGACAAUGUAUCUAUGUGCUUCUAUGUACGUAGACUGCAAGCCGUGUCACUUGCCACAGUGGAAUGGGAUUUAAAUUAUUUCUGUUUA